GAAAGUGAGACAGAGGGACAGAGCAGGAGUCAGGUUGAAGAGGAGGAGGGAGGCUGAGAAAGAAAGAGAGAGGAGAACAGAGAGGCAGGCUUUGCCUUUUCUGGUAGUUAAAGUUGCUGAAAGAACAAACAGGAAUUCCUCGUGCUGCAGAAGGGCUGAGAUAUAAACCAGACUGUAGAGGUUGACAUACGAAGAGAGGGGAGACACCGCUGUCCAUGGACUAAACUUGAGCUACUGCUAAGUGAGAAAGCGAGGUAAUCUUUUGGGCAUCAUGGAUGACGACUUUGACCGCCGCAUGGAGCUGAGGAGGCAGAGGAGAGAGCAGAUGCGCCUCGACACUGACAAAAUGGGUUACACCAACGAUGAUGAGGAUGAGGAAGCUCGGGAGCAGAGGAGACGAGCGAGGGAGGAGAGGAAGAAGAUGAGGGACUCAGACGAGUCUGGAACCACUGAUGUGAUCGACACAAACAGUGGGACUGAGUCCUCCACCACAACCGGUGUUGAAGGUGCAGAUGACGACCAGGCUCUGCUGGAGCGCCUGGCCAAGAGGGAGGAGCGCCGGCAGAGGAGAAUGAUGGAAGCAAUGGAGAGACAGAAGGAGUUUGACCCCACCGUUAGCAUAACCAACGGCACAGACAGCACACUGGAAGAGCAGACAUCCAACACCAGCGGCAGACAGCGACAUACAGAGGAAGAGGAGGAGAAACCAGCUGAAGAGGAGGUGGCGGACAAUGGUACCAACUCCUGGAGAAAAGAGAAAGAGGACAAGGAAUAUGUGGAGGAAUCAAGAACCUCAAGCACAAGAAAUGAGGAGGAGAUUGAGGAGAGAGCUGCAGCUAAAGAAGAAGAGGUUGAGCAGUCCGAUUUAGGAAAGAGAGAUGCUGAAGAGGAAGCUGUUUCUGGUGCUGACAAGGAGGAAGAAGAAAAGAAAAGGGAAGAGGCAAGGCAGCAGAAAGAAAAAGAAGAAAAGCUGAGGAUAGAAGAGGAAGAAAGACAAAAAAGGGAAAUGGAGGAAAAGAUCAAGAAAGAGGAAGAAGAAAGGCAGCUAAAGGAGGAGGAAAGGAAGAAAAGGGGAGAAGAGGAAAAACAACAAAAGGAAAUGGAAGAGAGGCUGAGAAAAGAGGAAGAAGAAAAACUGAAAAAGGAGAAGGAGGAAAAAAUGAAAAAACAAGAGGAGGAUAAACAGAAAAGAGAGAUGGAAGAGAGACAGAAGAAAGAAGAGGAGGACAAACGAAAAAAGGAGAUGGAGCAAAAGAAGAAGAAAGAAGAGGAAGAAAAACGCCGAAAAGAGCUGGAGGAGAAAAAGAAGGAAGAGGCGGAAGAGAAGAAGAAGGAAGAGGACAAGCGCAAAAAGAGAGAGAUGGAAGAGAAGAAGAAAAAAGAGGAGGAGGAGAAGCCCAAAAAAUUUGGCUUUAAGGAAAAGAAUGAACCAGCCAAACAGAAUGUUGGGCUCUUUGAAAAUAAACUCAAGAAAACAGAAAAGACACCAAGGGACAACGUUCCCUCCCCCAAGGCAGACGACGUGGAGCGACUGGAGGCCGAGCGCAAGCUGCAGGAGCUGAAGCGUCGGCGGAACAAUGCAGAAAGCGAGGAUUUUGAGAAGAUGAAGCAGAAGCAGCAGGACGCAGAGGCCGAGCUGGAGGAGCUGAAGAGGAAGAGAGAGGAGAGGAGGAAGGUCAUGGAGGAGGAGGAGAAGCAGAAGAAACAGGAGCUGGAGGACAAGAAAGCCAAAGAACAGGAGGAAAGGAAGAGGAUGAAGGAGGAAAUAGAGAAGAGGAGGGCUGAGGCUGCAGAGAAGAAGAAACAGAAGGAGGAAGAGUCUGCCAAGCCUGUCUUUGCCAUCAGUCCCAAAGGCUCCUCAAAGAUCGGGGCGAAGGCAGAAUUCUUGAGCAAAUCAGCCCAGAAAAGCACCGCAGCCAGAGUUUCUCACACUCCAAUUGUCUCCAAGAUAGGCAACAGAAUGGAGCAGUACACCUCUGCCAUCCAGGGAAACAAAGAUGUUAAAUCCCCAAAGUCUCCGAUGGCAGAUGUUCCUACAGGAGGAGCACGCAGCAUCAAGAGCAUGUGGGAGAAAGGAAACGUCGGUAGCUCCUCUGAAAGUCCAGCUCCUGCCAACAAGGAUUUGGCUGGUAUCAAAGGAGGCAUAGCCGGACGUGUCAACAGUUGGAUGGCAAAGCCUCCAGAGGCGGAGAAGACAGCUGCCCCUGCAGCAGCCCCUGCAGCACCAGCAACCGCAACAGCAGCAGCAAAGCCAGCAGAUGUGAAACCAGGUGAUAUCGGUAACAAGCGCGGCAUGUGGGAAACCAAGAAGAGCUCUGCGCCUGCCAAGGUGGCUGUUGGAGUCAAGAGCAAGUUUGUCACUAAUGUAGAUGUGAGACCCUAACUUCCCCAUUUAAAGCAAGUCUCAUCUGACCAAACACAAGGAUCUACUACUUUAUGUGCAUCCAUUUCCUUUCAACGUACCUGUAUUUCGCAUGAAGUUCAAACCGGAGUGGGGAAAAAAACGAGGGACCAGGAUGAUUGACUCCAGCAUUAAAGUCUCCAGAGAUCUUUCCUCAGUUUCUUCCUCAAUAGUUCAAAAAAUAUUGAUGAAAGGGUUUUGUAGAACAAAGUACCAAAUGUUUAUAGCUUAAUAUGUAAAAUGGAUUGUAUCCAACUAAUCAGAUAACAAAGUAACCCAUUUCCAAUGGCCGUCAUAUGCCUAAAUGUUAUAUUGCUUUCAAGCCACACUGACAUGUCUGCUUUUCUUGUCAUGCACUGUCUAAUAGCUUAAACCCAAUAAUAAGCGUUUGUGUUGUUAUUGUCAUACAUUAUCACUGCUUUUUGGGAUGAUAGUCACUAUUUUGACUCUGAUAACCGAGGCUUUUUUAUGUUGAUGUACAUAAUGGAGUCAUUUAAUAAGUCUUUCUGGUGAGGCAUCCUUUAUAAAGGUUUAUAAAUAGUAACAAAUGACUUCAUUAAUGGUUGAUAAGUCAUUAAUGAGUUUUUGGAGUGCCAGGCUGUG
Molecule: messenger RNA, 3004 nt
Organism: Etheostoma spectabile (orangethroat darter)
Lineage: Eukaryota; Metazoa; Chordata; Actinopteri; Perciformes; Percidae
Product: caldesmon
Exons: 18
Coding region: 272-2383 (703 amino acids)
Biological process (GO): actin filament bundle assembly; angiogenesis
Cellular component (GO): actin cytoskeleton
Molecular function (GO): myosin binding; actin binding
Source: RefSeq, a predicted model, not a curated record